Messenger RNA from Symbiodinium necroappetens, 774 nucleotides. The record is from the annotation of a GenBank genome assembly. Lineage: Eukaryota; Dinophyceae; Suessiales; Symbiodiniaceae.
AUGGCUGAAAUACAUGCUGGUGGCAAACGAGGAAAGACCUCUGGUGAACAUGGAGUUCCAUGGGGCUUGCUCGUUGUUCUCCUUGUGCUGUUGGGCUUGUGCUACCAGCUCCUCCAGCAGGAGGCAACGAGAAAGGAGGUGACCGUCCUCUUGGCAGGACUUCGAACUUCCAUCUUUGGCGCGGCUGAAUCUCGAAGCGCGCUGCCGCAGGGACCUCCGGAACUUCCAAGAGAUGUACAAGUCCUAGUUUUCUUCGUGUUGGCCAUCUUCAUCAUGAACUGGUCUGUGCGGAUAGUGCUGGUCGAGCCACUGGCUCGGCUGGUGGUGGGCGUUCGUGGGGACGUGUUGGUGAAGUUCUCGCAGUCGGUCCUGGAGGCCCUGAUCUACGGGACCUUCUCUCUUAUCGGCAUCUCCAUUGUUCCGGCUCAGCCUUGGUCUUGGCCGUCGGCAAACUGGUGGCGAGGCUUUGACAGCGGCGAGCACUUGGUGAUGCGGUCUGACCUGCGCUGCUUCUACAUCCUGUAUGGGGCACGCUACAUCCAGGCGGCCGUCACAGUGCUGCUGGAACCCAAGAGAAAAGAUUUCCUCGAGAUGAUGGUGCACCACGUCGUCACCAUCGGUGUGGUGUAUGUGUCAUACCUCGGUGGCUACAACCGCGUUGGUGUAGUGGUCAUGGUUUUGCUGGACCCAGCUGACGUGCCACUUCAUCUUGCGAAGCUUGGGCUCUUCACGACUGCCGCAAAGUCCCAAACCCUAUACCCUAGACCAUCCUAG